Messenger RNA from Acytostelium subglobosum LB1, 1173 nucleotides. RefSeq lists its product as hypothetical. The coding region runs from base 1 to 1173 and encodes 390 amino acids. The record is from RefSeq and is a predicted model, not a curated record. Gene Ontology annotation, molecular function: misfolded protein binding; protein-folding chaperone binding. Gene Ontology annotation, cellular component: endoplasmic reticulum. Lineage: Eukaryota; Evosea; Eumycetozoa; Acytosteliales; Acytosteliaceae. The transcript is spliced from 2 exons.
AUGUCAGCAGGAAGAGGAUUGUACGCAAUACUUGGUUUGAAACCAGGUGCUACACCAGAUGAGAUAAAGAAGGCCUAUAGGACAUUGGCUAGAAAGUAUCAUCCGGACAAGGUCGGAUCAGACUCUGAGAAGAUGGUCGACAUCAACAAGGCCAAUCUCAUUCUCUCGAAUGAAAGAAUGCGUUAUCUCUACGACAACUAUAGGUUCACUGAUGGUGUGGUGCAUCAUCGAUCAGAGGGCAGUAGUUCCCGUCGUCCAGACUUCCACUUUGAGGGCGAGGGCGACAACAUUGGCGACAUUGCCAAGGCGAUCGCUAAACUGGCGGGUCAGAUGAUCCUGACGCCCCUGCAGAACAUCACGCUGCUCUGCCAAUCAGAGAUGUACACAACAUUGUCGUCAUUGCAGGCGAUGCGACACAUAUUCUGGAACCGUGGCCUAUCUGGAUUCUUCCACGGCUCCCUGGCACAAUCAGUACUAGACUACCUGGGACAGAAGUUCUCGGGUGUUAUGGAAGGAGCCGUGCUCAAGAACAAAACUCAUCCGAUGGUUCAUCAGUUGGUGAACAUGUUCUUCACCUAUCCAUUCGACCUGAUCGCAGCCAUCUAUCGAAUGAGGAUGGGCGAGUCCGUGCUUGACAUCAUUGGAUGUCUGUACCAAGCGAAUGGCAUUAUGGGUUUCUGGGACGGCUUCUUGCUGAGUACGGCGGUCUCAGUAACGCUUGGCUGUGUCGACAUGGGUCUCGAGAUGGCCGCACAUUAUGCCACAGAGAAGCAUUUGGAUAAUCCAAAGUCCAAAAUAUGGCGAUGGUCAUACAUUGCAAUGACCAAUCCCGUGGUCAAUGCGUUGAUCUACUCGGGCAUCACACUGCCCAUGUACGGUCUGACGCUGAAGCGACAGAUGCAAGCGAUCCGACCGCCUAGAGGCCGUCACUCGCUCCUGGAUAUCAUCACUGGAACAUGGAAAUAUGGUGGACUAUCGAGAAUCUAUGCUGGAUUUGUUCCAUAUGCCCUAUAUAUUGAGAUUGAUUCGAGACAGAUCAAUCUUGAAACCAUUCACAGCUCCAACGCAGUGGACGAUGAUGUUUGGUCCAUGAGUCGCACCAGCUUCAAGGUUAAAUGGAAUGGCGCGACAAGAUACUCCUUCCACCUCAUCAGCAGUCCCUUGAUCAGGUAG